Cavia porcellus (domestic guinea pig) is the source of this 2947-nucleotide messenger RNA. It is a transcript of the gene Capn12, whose product is annotated as calpain 12. Gene Ontology annotation, biological process: proteolysis. The record is from RefSeq and is a predicted model, not a curated record. Bases 193 to 2364 code for a protein of 723 amino acids. Gene Ontology annotation, cellular component: cytoplasm. Lineage: Eukaryota; Metazoa; Chordata; Mammalia; Rodentia; Caviidae. Gene Ontology annotation, molecular function: calcium-dependent cysteine-type endopeptidase activity; calcium ion binding. The transcript is spliced from 21 exons.
GCCCCACGCCCCAGGGAGGAAACCACUGAAGAGGCGUCCCUGCUGCCUUGCACCCCAAACCAUCAAUUAAUAUUAACGAGGGAAGGCUGCACACUGCCUAAAGACCCCCAACGGGGCGCAGGAGGAGAGGCCCCGCCCCAUGACUCAGGAAGUUAAAGGACCUGGAGCCACCUGGGAGCCCAGAGUGCCCCGAUGGAGAUGGCGUACAGCAGCGGGAGGGUCACGAUCCAGCUGGUGGAUGAGGAUGCGGGGACAGAAGCCUGCGACCCACAGCCCUUUCGGGGCCAGAGCUACGAGGCAAUCCGAGCAGCCUGCCUGGAUUCAGGAAUCCUGUUCCGCGACCCCUACUUCCCUCCUGGACCUGACGCCCUUGGCUAUGACCGGCUGGGGCCGAACUCGGAGAAGGCCAAAGGGGUGGAAUGGAAGAGGCCCAGAGAGUUUUGUGCUGAGCCUCAGUUCAUCUGCAAGGACAUGAGCCGGACAGAUGUGUGUCAGGGAAGGCUGGGGAACUGCUGGUUCCUCGCAGCUGCCGCCUCCCUCACUCUGUACCCCCGGCUCCUGUACCGGGUGGUCCCCCCUGGACAGAGCUUCCAAGAUGGCUACGCAGGUGUCUUCCACUUCCAGCUCUGGCAGUUCGGCCGCUGGGUGGAUGUCGUGGUGGAUGACAGGCUGCCGGUGUGCGACGGGAAGCUGAUGUUUGUGCGCUCAGAGCAGCGGGAGGAGUUCUGGGCCCCGCUCCUGGAGAAGGCCUAUGCCAAGCUCCACGGCUCCUACGAGAUAAUGCAAGGCGGCCACAUGAACGAGGCUUUUGUGGACUUCACGGGCGGCGUGGGCGAGGUGCUUUACCUGAGGGGCCACACACCCGGCCUCUUCUCUGCCCUGCGCAACGCCCUGGCCAAGGAGUCCCUGGUGGGCGCCACUGCCCUGAGUGACCGGGGCGAGUACCGCACAGAGGAGGGGCUGGUGAAGGGACAUGCGUAUUCAGUCACAGGCACGCACAAGGUGUCUCUGGGCUUCACCAAGGUGCGGCUGCUGCGGCUGCGGAACCCGUGGGGCCGCAUAGAGUGGAACGGGGCCUGGAGUGACAGCUGCCCACGCUGGGAUGCGCUGCCCCCUGAGUGGCGAGAUGCCCUGCUGGUGAGGAAGGAGGACGGAGAGUUCUGGAUGGAGCUGCAGGAUUUCCUCCAGCACUUCAACACCGUCCAGAUCUGCUCCCUGAGCCCAGAGGUGCUGGGCCCCAGCCCAGCAGGUGGCAGCUGGCACAUCCACACCUUCCAGGGCCGCUGGGUGCGUGGCUUCAACUCUGGCGGGAGCCAGCCCAGCGCUGAAACCUUCUGGACAAAUCCCCAGUUCCGGCUGACGCUGCUGGAGCCUGACGAGGAGAAGGAGGACGACGACGAUGAAGGGGGACCCUGGGGAGGCUGGGGAGCAGCAGGGGCAAGGGGCCCUGCGAGGGGAGGUCGUACCCCCAAAUGCACAGUCCUCUUGUCGCUCAUUCAGCGCAAUCAGCGGUGCUUGAGGGCCAAGGGCCUCACUUACCUCACCGUGGGCUUCCACGUGUUCCAGAUCCCGGAGGAGCUGCUGGGCCUCUGGGACUCGCCGCGCAGCCGCGAGCUCCUGCCCCAGCUACUGCGCGCCGACCGCUCGGUCUUCUGCGCCCGCCGCGACGUGAGCCGCCGCUGUUGCCUGCGCCCCGGCCACUACCUCGUGGUACCCAGCACCUCCCGCGUCGGCGACGAGGCCGACUUCACCCUGCGCAUUUUCUCUGAGCGCAACCACACUGCAGUGGAGAUAGAUGAUGUGAUCAGCGCUGACCUGGAGACCCUCAUGGUCCCCUCCAAGCCCCUGGAGCUGGAGUUGGUGAAGCUGUUUCUGGAGCUGGCUGGGCAGGAGGAAGAACUCAAUGCCUAUCAGCUCCAGACCUUAUUAAGUAUUGCCCUGGAGCCAGCCAGAACCAACACUAGGAAUCCUGGGGAGAUCGGGCUCAGGACCUGUGAGCAGCUGCUGCAUUGUUUUGGGCAUGGGCAGAGCCUGACCCUGCACCACUUCCAGCAGCUCUGGGGCCACCUGCUGAUGUGGCAGGCCACAUUUGACAAGUUUGAUGAGGACACCUCUGGGACCAUGAACUCCUAUGAGCUGCGGCUGGCACUGAAUGCUGCAGGCUUCCAUCUUAACAACCAGCUGACCCAGGCCCUCACCAGCCGCUACCGGGACAGCCGGCUGCGUGUAGACUUCGAUCACUUCGUGUCCUGUGCGGCCCAGCUCACCUGCAUCUUCUGCCACUGCAGCCAGCAUCUGCACGGGGGUGCGGGGGUCGUCUGCCUGACCCACAGACAGUGGACAGAGGUGGCCACCUUCUCCUAGGACAUUAGGUCAGUGCCUGCUGCCCAAGCCCUGCCCCUCCACGUCUAGCACCAGCUGCAUGCCCAGCCGACCCAAGGAUGAGGCUGCCGCUCACUGCUCUCCCUAGGGCAGCGCCGGCUGCUUGGCCCUGCUCCCUGUUUAGACCCAGAGGCCUGCGGCGCCUUUGGCUUUACACAGGAUGGGAACGGGGUCUGCGGGCUCCUGAGGCAGAGAACGCACAGCAGAGAAGAGAGGACACUGCACGGCUCCUUAAAAAUAUUAUGUUUUAUUAUCCUGUCCCCAAAAGGGUGGUUUAUCCAGAAACCGUGAAAAAUCAAUCAGAAUGAACUCAAAAGGGGCAAAGGGGAGGCAGAACCAUCAGUUACCAGGCAGCCAGGCCAGCGGCCCACCCCCACCUCAGGAGGUCCCCAGAGACCCCUGCACCACAAACAAGGACCAACAACCAGGACAGGGCCGGGAGGGCAGCACGUCAGCUAUGUCUUCAUUAUGAGAGCAAAAGAGGCGGCAGAGAUACGUUGCUAGGUGAAUAUAUAUUUAUAUAAUAAAUCCGUAAGUUAAUAAAGUAAAUAGUAAUCUUCUGAAA